This is a messenger RNA of Vigna radiata var. radiata (mung bean), 5280 nucleotides long. RefSeq lists its product as uncharacterized. NCBI's taxonomy places the organism in Eukaryota, Viridiplantae, Streptophyta, Magnoliopsida, Fabales, Fabaceae. The transcript has a single exon. Gene Ontology annotation, biological process: DNA integration. The record is from RefSeq and is a predicted model, not a curated record. Gene Ontology annotation, molecular function: nucleic acid binding; RNA-DNA hybrid ribonuclease activity. Bases 1 to 5280 code for a protein of 1759 amino acids.
AUGGCUGGAGAAGUGCCUUUGGAGAUUUUGCAAAAUUUGCAGCAACAAAUUCAGGAGAUGAGGGCGGAAAUUGCAACCAUGAGGGCGGAACAAGCGAACAGAGUAGGAGAUCACUCUGAUCGUUCUGUCAAUGUAGAGACAUAUCAUUCAGACACCGGGGAACAACCUCACGCUCAAGGCGAGGGACAGCGGGAGAAUCAUAAUCCGGUCCCUAGUGAGGGAGUUGGAAGAGCUAACGGAAGAGGAGCAGGCAGAGGAGAAGGACGACCAGUGAGUAGGGCUGGGAGUAGAAGUGUAGUACGAGGAAGAGGACGGGGUAAUGACAGAAGUGACCCUCAUCGUCGGGAUGAGAGACAACGAAACGAAGAGCAAAACCCUUUAAAUGGUGAUCAAGCUGAGGGGUUACACCCUUUCACACCACGAGUAAUGCAGGCGAUCAUACCGGAAAACAAAGUGCUACCAUCAAUGGAGAGGUAUGGAGGAUCAUCUGAUCCUGUUAAGCAUUUACGAUCAUUCGUAGAUGCCAUGGCGGUAUACUCGUACAACGAAUUGGUCUGGUGUAGAGUUUUCUCCCUUUCAUUAAAGGAAGAAGCAUUAGACUGGUUCCACUCCCUACAACCUGGAACCAUUGACAACUUCGUUGAACUGCGCCAGCUGUUUACCCAGCAGUACGCUUCAAGUAAAACGCCCGGUGUGACUUACACAGCUCUAGUAAGAAUGAAGCAAGGACGAGAGGAGUCUCUCAAAUCGUUUAUGGAUCGGUUUAAUCGCACUGCCCGACAGGUACGCAAUGCCGAUCAGCAACUGGUGGUGAGUGCCCUUACCACUGCAUUACGGCCUAGUCCGUUUUGUGACUACCUCCACGCUGAAGAGCCCCAAAGCAUGGAGGAAUUACAAAACAAGCUAGCCAGUUUUAUCCGCAUAGAAGAAGGAAGAGCUCAUCAACGUGGGAGAGAAGAGGAAUCAGGACCCCGUCCGGCCAGAGUGAGAUCCGGACCACAGGCCGGCGGGAAUGACAGGAGAGGAGGCUACAGGGGCAAGGAACACAACCAAAUGCGGCAAUAUAUUCACCAUACUCCUUUGAAUGCACCACGAGCCAGAGUCCUGGAAGAAGCACUGAGGGCCGAUCUAUUAACAGUGGUACAAAUACCUACACCUAGAGGAGCUGACGAAAGCAAAUAUUGCCAAUAUCAUCAAAAUCGAGGCCACACAACGGAAGAUUGUCAUACGUUGAAAGACAAGUUGGAAUCCUUGGUUCAAGCAGGACAUCUUCAGAAGUUCGUCCAAAGGAGACAAGCUCCCACCAGACCCGAUCGGUCUUCAUCACGGCCAGAAUCCCGAAAUAGGACCCGGCCGAGAGUUGAUCGAAGCAGGAGCAGAAGCGCUGACCGAACGGUCCGAGGAGUAAUCAACACUAUAUCUGGGGGGUUUGCAGGAGGAGGAUCGACGUCAGCUGCCCGCAAGAGACAUUUAAGAAACUUACACAGCUCCCACCGAACGGACAUCUCAAAAAGAUCUAUGCCCACCAUCACCUUUUCUGAUGAUGAUUUCCAUGCGCCUGACUUGGAGCAGGAUGACCCGAUGGUGAUAACGGCAAUGAUCGCCCGGUACAAGGUGAGUAAAGUCCUGAUAGAUCAAGGCAGUUCGGCCAACAUAUUGUAUUGGAAGACCUUCAAGCAGAUGGACAUAUCAGAAGAUGCAAUCUUGCCUUUCAAUGAGCAGAUAGUGGGAUUCGCGGGCGAGAGAGUAGAUACACGAGGAUAUGUUGAUCUGAGAACCAGCCUGGGAGCCGACAGGGAUGCCAAAGAACUGAGGGUUCGGUUCUUGCUAGUGGAAGCCGACACGUCGUAUAACGUCUUAUUGGGAAGACCGUGCUUAAACAUGUUUGGGGCUAUUGUCUCAACCCCCCACUUAACUUUAAAAUAUCCCACUGAUGAUGGAAAAGUAGCCACCGUUCGGGCCGAUCAGAAGAUGGCGCGUGAAUGUUACGCUGCAGGUUUGAAGGUAAAGCCCAGAAGUGUCACUUUCGCAGGCCACCGAUCAGAAGUCGCUAUGAUGGAAUUAGAUCCUCGAAUGCAUUUCGAUGAUCGGGUGGAACCCUUGGGGGAUACAUGUCCAGUUGUUAUCGGACAGCAGGAGGAUCAAUGUACCACCAUCGGGCGUAAUCUUACGACCGAUCAGGCAACCUUAAUAGAAGAGCUGUUGUUGAAAAACAAGGAUUUAUUUGCAUGGCAGGCAGCCGAUAUGCCAGGUAUUCACCCUGACAUAAUAUCCCAUAAACUGUCAUUAUUCAAGGAUGCCCGACCAGUUGCCCAGAGGAAGCGGAGGUUAGGCAACGAGAAGAGAAGAGCGGUAGAGGAGGAAGUUACGAAGUUGCUGGAAGCCGGUUUCAUACGAGAAGUUAAGUACACCACAUGGUUGUCGAAUGUGGUAGUGGUGAAAAAAUCGAGCGGCAAGUGGAGAAUGUGCACAGAUUUCACAGACCUUAAUAAGGCGUGCCCGAAAGAUACGUAUCCCCUUCCAAGUAUUGAUGGCUUAGUGGACGGAGUUUCCGGAUACGAGAUCUUAAGUUUUCUAGAUGCUUAUUCGGGAUACAAUCAAAUCCCCAUGUAUCCACCCGAUCGGGAUAAAACGGCUUUCAUAACGGAACGAUCCAAUUAUUGUUAUGAGGUCAUGCCGUUCGGCCUGAAAAAUGCAGGGGCGACAUAUCAACGACUCAUGGAUAAGGUCUUCCAACGUCAGAUAGGGAGGUGCAUGGAAGUGUACGUUGAUGACAUGGUAGUAAGAAGCCGAUCGGUGGAGGAACAUUUGCGGGAUCUAGCCGAGGUUUUGGAUCAGGUACGGAAGUUCGGGAUGAGGCUAAAUCCUCUCAAGUGUACGUUCGGAGUUUCUGCAGGAAAGUUUUUAGGCUUCAUGCUUACUUCACGAGGCAUCGAGGCCAAUCCGGAUAAGUGUCGAGCUAUUUUGGAGAUGAGAAGUCCGAGUAGUUUGAAGGAGGUGCAGCGGCUGGUCGGGAGACUCACAUCGCUAUCCCGAUUCAUACCUAAAUUAGCUGAUCGAAUCCAACCGAUUCUAAAGCUAAUGAAAAAACAAAAACAAUUAGAGUGGAACGAUCGGUGUGAAGCGGCAUUUGAUGAAGUCAAGCAAAUUCUUUCUAACCCUCCGGUUAUGAGACGCCCAGAUUAUGGCCGCGACUUGCACCUAUUCUUGGCGGUCGGUGAAGAAGCGGUCAGCGCCGCAUUAGUGCAAGAAAUUCCUGACUUUCGUCCAGUUUAUUUCAUCAGUCGGGUUAUGAAGGAAUCUGAAACCAGGUAUCAGCAGCUGGAGAAAAUAGUCUUAGCACUAGUGAUUGCCACUCGAAGGCUCCGCCCCUACUUACAGGGAAACCAGGUAAUUGUUCGAACAGAUUAUCCUAUUUCAAAAAUUCUACGUAAACCUGACCUAGCAGGUAGGAUGAUCGGUUGGUCCAUUGAACUCUCUGAGUUCGGUCUGAGAUACGAACCACGAGGAUCAAUUAAGGGUCAACACUUGGCUGAUUUCGUGGCCGAGUUACCAGGACGAUCGUCACAUUGUCAUUCAUGGAUAUUAUACGUGGAUGGAUCGUCCGGCCUUAAAGGAGGUGGAGCGGGUGUUGUAUUAGAAGGACCGGACGGUAUAGUUGUCGAACAGGCCUUGAUCUUUCGAUUUAAGGCCAGCAAUAACCAAGCUGAGUAUGAGGCCCUAAUAGCUGGCCUCGAGUUAGCACGCGAUUUGGGGGUUAAAGUGCUUUGUUGUAAAACGGAUUCACAACUGGUAGCAGGUCACAUGAACGGAACAUUCCAGAUUAAAGAUGAUCAAUUGCUCAAGUAUUUCCACAGAGCCAAACAACUAUUCGCACACUUUGACAGCAUCGAAGUAAAUCACAUUCCCAGAAGUGAAAACCAAAGAGCCGACCGGCUAUCAAAAUUGUCCACUGGAAAGGAGAAAGGUCAUCUGUCUUCAUUGGUCCGGCAGAUAAUUUUCAAGCCCGCAGUUGAAUGUUUACAAGUUUAUUCCAUUGCCGAACGGGACGAUUGGAGAAGAGAGAUCGUAAGGCUAAUCCAACAGCAAGAAGCAGGGAUAACCCUCCGAACGGAGGAAUCAAAACAGGUUGCAAGGUAUGUCAUGGUGGGUGAAGAGCUAUACCGAAGAGGGUAUGUCACUCCAAUGUUGAAGUGCGUAUCCAAAGAUGAAUCUGAAUAUGUCAUGCAAGAGCUGCAUGAAGGAAUAUGUGGUAGGCAUGGCGGCGGCCGUUCGUUAAGGGCCCGAGCGUUGCGAGCAGGAUUUUAUUGGCCAACAAUGGAGAAGGAUUGCCAAGCCUUUGUUGUCAAAUGUUUGGCUUGUCAGAAACAUGGAAACAUUAUUCACACACCAGCGGCGGCACUUUCGGCGAUAGUAUCUCCAUGGCCCUUUGCUCAGUGGGGAAUGGACAUAGUAGGACCAUUUCCAACCGGUCGUUCCCAGUUCAAAUUUCUCCUAGUCGCAAUUGACUAUUUUACUAAGUGGGUGGAAGCUGAGCCACUAGCUAAGAUAACAGCUUCUCAGGUGCAAAAGUUUGUUUGGAGACUGAUAUGCCGGUUCGGCCUGCCCAAACACAUCAUCACCGAUAAUGGUCGGCAGUUUAUUGACAAAAAGCUAGUAGCGUUCUAUAAGGAGUUGGGAAUUACACCCUUAACCAGUUCAGUAGAGCACCCACAGACGAACGGUCAAGCAGAAGCUAUGAAUAAGAUCAUCAUCCAAGAACUGAAGAAAAAGCUGGGGGAUGCAAAAGGAGCAUGGGUAGACGAGUUGCAACAAGUGCUGUGGGGCUACCGAUGCUCCCCACAUAGCGCAACGGGGGAGUCACCUUUUAACCUCACAUAUGGGUCAGAUGCAAUGCUGCCAGUUGAAGUCGGGGAAAAUGGGCUGCGAAGGAAUAUUGUCAAUAUGGAUGAGAAUGAAGAAAAUCUCAGGAGCAACUUAGAUGUUCUUCCCGAGCGGCGCGAUAUGGCAGCCGUUCACCUAGAAGCGCAUAAAAGGCUCGUCGCCAGACGCUAUAAUACUAAAGUCAAACCAAGACAGUUUAUAGAAGGAGACCUGGUGUGGAGGCGAACGGGAGAAGCAAGGAAAAAUCCAACACAUGGAAAGUUAUCCGCUAACUGGGAAGGACCGUUCAGGGUGAAGGAGAAUUUGAGCAACGGUGCGUACCGAUUGGAGUGUUUGAAUGGAAAAGCUAUUCCCAAUACAUGGAAUAUUUCUCAUUUAAAAUUUUACUUUAGUUGA